ACAUAAAACACAAGGCAUCGGAAGAGAAUAUCAAGAGAAGUAGAGAAAUGAUCAAUGCAGAUUGGGGACCGGUGGUUGUUGCGGUGGCGUUGUUCAUCGUGUUGUCGCCGGGGUUGAUGUUCCAAUUGCCGUCGAGGAUUAGAGUGAUAGAGUUUGGGAACAUGUGCACAAGUGGGAUAGCCAUCUUGGUUCAUGCAGUUAUAUAUUUCUGCAUAUUCACCAUCUUGAUCAUGGCAAUCGGUGUUCACAUACAUGUUAACUAAUUCCUCUAAAGGGUAGGCCUCUCUCUUGAUUAUGCCCUUUGCUCUUGUUUUAAUUAGUUUUCAUGGUUGUUUGUAAUUGUAAAAGAAUUGCUCAACUGUGUAAAAAUGAAGUUUAUGUUGAAAUAGUGAUUAUAAGGGUGGUGUUCUAUUUUAAGGAAAACUCAGUUAAAUAUAUAAAUGGUCCCUAAUUAUA
Messenger RNA from Hibiscus syriacus, 456 nucleotides. RefSeq lists its product as uncharacterized. Lineage: Eukaryota; Viridiplantae; Streptophyta; Magnoliopsida; Malvales; Malvaceae. Bases 48 to 263 code for a protein of 71 amino acids. The record is from RefSeq and is a predicted model, not a curated record. The transcript has a single exon.